CCGCCCGGCUCUCUCUUCCGCAGCAAAAAAAAAAAAGAAAGCGCCCGCUAUCUCCUCCACGAAUCCUCCUCGGCGCCGCCUCGACGAAUCCUCCUCCACGCAGAGCGCCCACCUCCUCCUCCACGAAUCCUCCUCGGCGCCCCCUCGACGAAUCCUCCUCCACGCAGAGCGCCCGCCUCCUCCUCGACGAAUCGGCGACCGCCUCCUCGGCGCCCCGCUCCCAGAUUUCGGUGCCCGCGCGAACUCCGGUGCGCAUAUUUCGGUGGCCGCGUCCCGCUGUCCGCGCAGCGACCCGCCGUGGGAAUCUCGGCGAUCUCCGGUGGCCGAACAACCGGUCCGCACCCGCGCGGACUCUGGUGGCCACGCUGCCCGCGCACCGCGCACGCCGGUGGCCGCGCCCCUCGCCCCCGCCGCUCACUCGCUACCUGAGCGGCCGCGCCGGUGCCCGCUGCCCGCGCCGCGUACACCGGUGGCCACUGCUACCCGAGCGAGCCGCGCCCUGGGCCGUAACCCUAGCCGUCACCGGUUGACACAAGGUCGUUGCGGGGCGCGCCGGCGUUGGCAGGCCAUGGCAGACUACAGUGUUGCCAUGGCUGGCCCAUGCGGUGACGGUGCACCGCCUCUUCCUCUCCCCGCCGGUGGCUACGCUCACCUCCGCCCUACGCCAGCAAUGGCAGGUUUGCUGGACUGACAUUAUCCGCUAGAUGUGGGCACUCUUUAAAGAAAUUUGGGCAUCAUGGAGAAAUAUUGUUUUUACAGCCCAAGAAAAGGACCUUUUCGAUGCACUUGCUAAGCUUUCUGAAGUAUCAUAUGAUGUUGUUUAUUUCGGUGCUGACCAUAACCAUCGGUCGGUCAACCUCAAUGAGCACGACAAUGGCAAGGGCGAUGAGGCAGUGCUGUUAAAGCUUGUGAGUUCAAGUGACGAGAUGUCAUCUGAGAUUAACAAGGUAAAGAUCCAGGGCGUUGCUUCCGUCCCCCUCAGCUGUGACCCUCACCGGUGGCACUGCCAGCUUAUCUCCGCUCCUCCUAGCGCCGCCACUGCUCGUGGCUGCGUCUUCCGCCUCUGGCCCACUGAUGGCCGUGGGGUUGACCUUCGUGCCCUCGGCUCUGUGCAAGAAGCGGUCCUUAAUUGACCAAGCUCACGGCGGAGAGGAGAGGAUGCUGGAGUUCGCUCGACACUUUAGGUGGUGCAUCCACAAGGCCAGUGCGGAAGCUAUUGACGCCUUUUGCGCCCAUAUUGGUGUCCCCGGAACCGGAUGAGCAAAAACAUGCACCUCGCCUCCACGCUGAUCGUGCCCGUGCGUGGGAGGUUCCAACGCCUAAAGCUCACGGCGGACCAAGCCUAAAGUUCAGAGUACAAAAAUUUGGGAACAGGAGGUUCCAACGCCUCAACAAGCUAUUUGAUUGUUGUACUGUCCAAUCAUUUUUUAAUAUAUCUAACAUUAUCUUUAUUAGUUGUUUUUUGAAUCUCUAAUGGUGUGUGAUCUACUGCGUUCAAAUAAUUUGCCCUCAAAUCCAAUUGAUAGCCUAAUCCAACCGCUCUGCGGGAUGGUAUGGAGAUAUGGUGAAACUUA
This is a messenger RNA of Sorghum bicolor (sorghum), 1574 nucleotides long. RefSeq lists its product as uncharacterized. NCBI's taxonomy places the organism in Eukaryota, Viridiplantae, Streptophyta, Magnoliopsida, Poales, Poaceae. The record is from RefSeq and is a predicted model, not a curated record. The coding region runs from base 705 to 1133 and encodes 142 amino acids. The transcript is spliced from 4 exons.